Aureobasidium melanogenum CBS 110374 is the source of this 666-nucleotide messenger RNA. RefSeq lists its product as uncharacterized. The record is from RefSeq and is a predicted model, not a curated record. The coding region runs from base 1 to 666 and encodes 221 amino acids. The transcript has 3 exons. Lineage: Eukaryota; Fungi; Ascomycota; Dothideomycetes; Dothideales; Saccotheciaceae.
AUGAAGCAUUCGCAAUACGAAACGGACUACCAAAACGCCAAAACCGCCAUCGAUGCUGGGAACAUGACUGACGGUCUUGCUGCCUGCGAAAGUCUACUCACAGAUCCUGACCUACCUCGCUACUAUCGCAUCAAGACGCUUAUUCUUCUAGCUUCAGCAACCAAAGAAUGGCGCCAGAAAGAGAGCUUGCGUCUACGUGCCGAACACACCUGGACCGAAUCUCGAAGACUGCAUCCUGAAGGCCAAAACACCACCACAGAUACCGUACUAGCAGAAUUGCGAGAAUCACUAGAUGAACUCAAAACAGAACAACAGAAGACCAUGCCGCCAGACUAUGAAGAUGAAUUAUCUGCUGUUCUGGCUGAGACGGAAAUCGAAGAUCUGGCUGAUAUUGCUGAUGGAGAGAUUGAGACGCUGGCUGAUGAGGAAUAUGCUCGUGACCAACGCGCUAGUGAUGAGCCGCUAAUCAGUCACACGGCAUCUGCUGUUGUCGAUGUGGACACAGCUGAACAAGAGAUACCUUCCUCGUCGCCGAAUUCUUCGUUUGCGCCUGCGUCUUCACUGAAGGCAUCACAGGAGAUCUUGGCUCAUCAUGUACGCGAUGGUCAGACCGCUGGCUCGAGGAUGGUGCAUCGUAUUCGUGGUGUUGGAAGACGUGCUUCUUGA